Messenger RNA from Nerophis ophidion (straightnose pipefish), 3944 nucleotides. RefSeq names its product diacylglycerol kinase, iota (gene dgki). Gene Ontology annotation, molecular function: protein binding; ATP-dependent diacylglycerol kinase activity. The record is from RefSeq and is a predicted model, not a curated record. The transcript is spliced from 33 exons. Bases 458 to 3013 code for a protein of 851 amino acids. Lineage: Eukaryota; Metazoa; Chordata; Actinopteri; Syngnathiformes; Syngnathidae. Gene Ontology annotation, cellular component: nucleus. Gene Ontology annotation, biological process: regulation of synaptic transmission, glutamatergic; diacylglycerol metabolic process; intracellular signal transduction.
ACGUCACGUGACGGCAGUUGGCGAGAGAGCGGCUCGAGAGACGGACUCGGACCGGAGCUCGUGCGGCGGAGACCAGCUGGCCACACGCUGGAGGACGUCGUCGCCCCCGUGCCGCAGCCGCCGUCUCUGCCCGCCUUCACGCGACACCUCCUGCCGCCUCCGCGCCGCCGUCGUCCGCGGUCCCUGCCCGAGCCGGGGUCGGCGGUGGGGGUCGUCCGGCGCGGGGCAAGCGAGCGACCGGCAUGGACCCCCGAGCGACGGAGCGCCCCGGUGCCUCCCUCGGAGCCGACGGCGGAGAGUCGGAGUCGGAGUCCGCGGCGGGCGGCGGCAGCAGCGACACGUUCAGCGGCAGCCUCCCCGACAUGGAGCAGGAGAGCCUGGAGGAGAAGCUGCGGGGACUGGCCUUCCGGAAACAGACGUCGUAUCGGAGAACGCGCUAAACGGGGAUCACCUGUGGAUGGAGACCAGCUGCUCGGGGGAGCUGUGCUACCUGGGAGAGGACGCCUGCCUCCUGAAGGCGGCGAAGUCGGCCCCCAGGAAGAAGUGUGCCGCCUGCAAGAUUGUGGUUCACACGGGCUGCAUGGAACAGCUGGAGAAGAUCAACUUCAGGUGCAAGCCAACUUUCCGAGAGGGAGGAUCACGUUGCCUCAGAGAUCAGAACGUGUUGAGACAUCACUGGGUGCACAGGAGGAGGCAGGAGGGCAAGUGCAAACAGUGUGGAAAGAGUUUCCAGCAGAAGUUUUUCCACAGUAAAGAAAUCGUCGCUAUCAGCUGUUCUUGGUGCAAACAAGCUUUCCACAACAAGGUGACGUGUUUCAUGCUGCACCAGAUCGAGGAGCCGUGUCCGCUCGGGGCGCACGCCGGCGUCAUCGUGCCGCCGUCAUGGAUCAUCAAAGUCAGGAAACCGCAGAACUCACUGAAGAACUCGGCCAGAAGAAAAAAGCGGACGUCGUUUAAGCGCCGGACGAGCAAGAAGGGGCUGGACGAAUCCAAAUGGCGGCCGUUCAUGCUGAAGCCCCUCCCCUGCCCCCUCAUGAAGCCCAUCCUGGUCUUUGUCAAUCCAAAGAGUGGAGGCAAUCAGGGCGCCAAGGUGCUCCAGAUGUUCAUGUGGAUCUUGAACCCGCGGCAAGUCUUUGACCUGUCCCAGGGCGGCCUUCGAGAGGCGUUGGAGUUGUAUCGGAAAGUGCCAAACCUGAGGAUCCUCGCCUGCGGAGGAGACGGCACGGUGGGAUGGAUCCUGUCCACCUUGGACGAGCUACAGAUGACGCCGCAGCCGCCGGUGGCCGUACUUCCUCUGGGGACAGGAAACGACCUGGCCAGGACGCUCAACUGGGGUGGGGGCUACACGGACGAGCCAGUGUCCAAGGUCCUGUGUCACGUGGAGGACGGCUCGGUGGUGCAGCUGGACCGGUGGAACCUCCAAGUGGAGAAGAGCGCCGUCCAGCCGGAGGACGGCACCCAGAAGCUGCCUCUGAACGUGUUCAACAACUACUUCAGCCUGGGCUUCGACGCUCACGUCACCCUGGAGUUCCACGAGUCCAGAGAGGCCAACCCUGAAAAGUUUAAUAGUCGCUUCCGCAACAAGAUGUUCUAUGCAGGAGCCGCCUUCUCAGAUUUCCUUCAGAGGAGCUCGAGGGACUUGUCCAAGCACGUCCGAGUGGUGUGUGACGGCACAGACCUGACCGCAAAGAUCCAGGAGCUGAAAUUCCAGUGCAUUGUGUUUCUAAACAUUCCCAGAUACUGCGCGGGCACCAUGCCGUGGGGCAACACGGGCGACCACCGCGACUUUGAGCCGCAGCGCCACGACGACGGCUGCAUCGAGGUCAUCGGCUUCACCAUGGCCUCACUGGCGGCGCUACAAGUGGGCGGCCACGGCGAGAGGCUGCACCAGUGCCGGGAGGUGAUCCUCACCACGUACAAGACCGUGCCUGUUCAGGUGGACGGCGAGCCCUGCCGGCUGGCUCCGUCCACGCUCCGCAUCUCGCUGCGCAACCAGGCCAACAUGGUCCAGAAGAGCAAGAGGCGCACCUCUGUGCCCCUGCUCAACGAUAUUCAGAAGGUGUGUGCAGCUGAUCUGCGCCGCCUCUCUGCUCCCCCCGACUCCUUCUCUGUUCCGCACGCCGUCCCGGACCGCCUCCGCCUGCGAGUGAAUCGGAUCAGCCUGCAGGAGUACGACAGGAUGCAGUACGACAAAGAGCGCCUGCGAGACAUCUCUAUCCCGGUGGGAAUCGUGGUGGUGAGAGGCGACUGUGACCUGGAGACCUGUCGGCUCUACAUCGACAGGCUGCAGGAGGAUUUGCACCAGGCGCCCUCCGGUGGCCACAGAGUGCACUACCAGGAUGAGAGCCGAGGCGUCCUCAGGUUCACUGCCACCGGCAGACUGUCUUCCAGCUGGAGCUUCUUAGAUUCGACGUCGGCCGACCGCUUCUAUCGCAUCGACAAGGCUCAGGAGCACCUCCACUUCGUCACAGAGAUCUGCCAGGAGGAGGUCUUCAUCUUGGACCAGGAGGGUCCUGCAGGGCCAGCUGGGGGCCACGGCUCGUCCACGGGGAUGCCCGACCUGGUGGUGGAGCCCAGUGCUGGUGCUCCUCUGACGCCUGACGAACAAGCUUUGUUAGCAGCCGCCAGCUCAGGGGACAUCUCCAUGUUGUCGGAGUGUGUGCAUCGUGGCGUCAGCCUGCUGGUGCGCGACGCCGGAGGUUGCUCGGCGCUGCACACAGCUUCUCAGAAGGGACACGCCCAGCUGGUGGUCUUCAUCCUGCAGCAGGGAUCCAAAGUGCUUCUUGACCUGCCCGACAGAGAAAAAGGGGACACCGCUUUGCACAAAGCCGCCUUGGAGAAGCAGCAUGCAGUGUGUCGACUGCUAGUGGAGGCUGGAGCAUCUCUGGAGAAAACCAACUUUCAGGGGAAGACGCCAGUGGACCAAGCAGAGGGAGACUCUGAGCUGACUUCCUACCUGAGCAGCCAAAAAACCUCCUCUCCGCCCCAUGAGGACUUGGAAACAGCAGUCUGACACACUUCCACACACACACACUUACAUACUGACACACACACUUACAUACUGACACACUUCCACACACACACUUAUGUACUGACACACUCUCACGCUGACACUGUGCAUCAAAAAGCGAAGGGGCGUGUCUCAGUCGAGGACCUGCCCCGCCCCCCCCACCCCAGGCGGCGGCGGCGGACAAUCUUUGAUUUGCUGAGCUAUUUAUUUCUAUUUAUUUAUUCCUAAUUGUAUUUAUUGGCGGUGGUGCUGUCGGAGCGAAAGUGCACUUUUGUCCUUGUGGGGACCGGAGUGUGUUUCAGGACGUGACGCUUUACGUUCAGCCCAUCAAACCUUUUGUGCCAAAGACGUGACGCUGGUGUCACUUCUCCGUCGUCUUGCUCUCUUAGGAAAACCAUGGCUUUGAAUACCAAAUGUAUGCUAACGUCACACAAGCUGUCACCUCGCACCAGUCCAAAAGCUUCUUCGUUGGGUUCUCAUUUGUUGUGAAGCAGACUAUCAGUGCCCCCCUGUGGCUGAUAACUCCAUAAACGUUCAGUGACGUCAUUUGGGAGAAAGCAUGGUGUCAUAACAAGGCCAAAAUCACACAUGAGAAACGUUCUUUUGUGCACACGUUCCUUUGUCUUGGAACAUAGGGCGGGCAUUAGAUACACAGCCCUCCUUUCUGAUUGGUCACUUUAACCCUGGCACAACUUUUACAUUGACUAUACACACUUACUCUUCAAGUCCGAAAGGACACACAAAAGUAUAUAAAAUAAAAAUGGAUUAUUUUAUUUUACUUUAAUAAUAAUAAUAGAUUGUAUUUGUAAAAAGCACUUUAUAUUGAGCAAACAACCUCAAAGUACUUCAGUGUAUUAAAAGAGCCUAUCUCAGCUGCAUUCGGGCGGAAGGCGGUGUACACCUUGGACAAGUCGCUACCUCACUGCAUCGUGUG